Chelmon rostratus (copperband butterflyfish) is the source of this 981-nucleotide messenger RNA. It is a transcript of the gene prdx3, whose product is annotated as peroxiredoxin 3. Gene Ontology annotation, cellular component: cytosol; mitochondrion. The coding region runs from base 111 to 857 and encodes 248 amino acids. Gene Ontology annotation, biological process: response to oxidative stress; hydrogen peroxide catabolic process; cell redox homeostasis. Gene Ontology annotation, molecular function: thioredoxin peroxidase activity. NCBI's taxonomy places the organism in Eukaryota, Metazoa, Chordata, Actinopteri, Chaetodontiformes, Chaetodontidae. The record is from RefSeq and is a predicted model, not a curated record. The transcript is spliced from 7 exons.
ACAAGUGAAUAUUUUAUAUUUACAUUGUCUCAGUGGACAGGUUUGCGUCGAGCACGUGCGUAACUGACGUAGUAACCGGCUCAAACCGCCCUCUUGUGACAUAAUCCAAAAUGGCAGCCACCAUUGGAAGACUACUGAGGACCUCUGCCAGGGUUGCAGCAGGAGGGUUGAAAGUCACAGCAGCCUGUCAACAUGGAGCAUCUGGAGCUGCAAGAAGCUUCAGCGACCCUGCACUGCAGAGAGCCUGUUUCUCCACCAGCACUUCCAGAUGGGCCCCUGCUGUCACUCAACCUGCUCCUGCUUUUAAGGCCACAGCUGUCCACAAUGGGGAGUUCAAGGAGAUGAGCCUCGCUGAUUUCAAGGGCAAAUACCUGGUCCUCUUCUUCUACCCACUCGAUUUCACCUUCGUGUGUCCAACAGAGAUCAUCUCAUUCAGCGACAAGGCCAGUGAGUUCCAUGACAUUAACUGCGAGGUGGUGGGAGUGUCUGUGGACUCUCACUUCACCCACCUGGCGUGGAUCAACACUCCACGCAAGACUGGAGGUUUGGGCCACAUCCACAUCCCCCUGCUGUCCGACCUCAACAAGCAGAUCUCUAGAGACUAUGGGGUGCUGCUGGAGGGUCCAGGCAUUGCACUGAGGGGCCUGUUCAUCAUCGAUCCUAACGGAGUGGUGAAGCACUUGAGUGUGAACGACCUGCCAGUGGGCCGUUGUGUAGAGGAGACCCUUCGUUUGGUGAAGGCGUUCCAGUUUGUGGAGACCCACGGCGAGGUGUGCCCGGCCAGCUGGACUCCGGAGUCCCCAACGAUUAAACCAACCCCAGAAGGAUCCAAAGAAUACUUUGAAAAAGUCAACUAAAGAAGACGAAGUUCACAACUCUGAAGUGGUUCAAGUCUAAAAAUAAUUGUACUCUUAGUUUACAGUUUAUAAAUUGUAUUUACUCCUGCUUAUCUGAAUACAGUAAUAAAGAUAUUCUUUAUAA